Lathyrus oleraceus (garden pea) is the source of this 1382-nucleotide messenger RNA. RefSeq names its product ervatamin-B. Bases 137 to 1237 code for a protein of 366 amino acids. Gene Ontology annotation, biological process: proteolysis. Lineage: Eukaryota; Viridiplantae; Streptophyta; Magnoliopsida; Fabales; Fabaceae. Gene Ontology annotation, molecular function: cysteine-type peptidase activity. The transcript has 5 exons. The record is from RefSeq and is a predicted model, not a curated record.
UUCAUUUAUCAAAUAUUAAACAAUAUAUCCUCUCUAUAAAAUCCCACACUAACACCUAAUCUUCUUCACACCAAAAAUAUCCAACUAGUUCAAAGCCUAAUCCACCUUUCUCUCCUUAAUUAGCCAAACACCAAUCAUGGCAUCAAUACUAUACUCUUUGAUCUUAUUUUGCUUGAUCACUUUGUCAUUAUCAUUAGACAUGUCAAGUGGACGUAGUAACAAGGAGGUUAUGACCAUGUACGAGAAAUGGUUAGUAAAACACCAAAAAGUGUAUAACGGAUUAGGAGAGAAAAAUCAAAGGUUUCAAAUAUUUAAGGAUAAUUUAAAAUUCAUAGAUGAGCACAAUGCUCAAAAUCACAGUUAUAGAGUUGGAUUGAACGAGUUUGCAGAUAUAACUAAUAAAGAAUAUCGUGACAUGUAUUUGAGCAGGAGGAUUAAUAAUAAUAUGAAAAAUAAGAUUACCAGUGAACGAUAUGCUUAUAAGGCAGGUGAUAAUAAUAGAUUGCCCGUGUCUGUUGAUUGGAGAGGGGCUCUUGGUACUAUAAAAAAUCAAGGAAGUUGUGGAGCUUGUUGGGCGUUUUCCACAGUAGCGGCAGUGGAAGCGAUUAACAAGAUAGUGACAGGGAGGUUUGUGAAUUUGUCUGUACAAGAGCUUGUGGACUGUGAUAGAAAAAAAAAUUUAGGGUGUAAUGGUGGUCUCGAGGGCAACGCGUACGAAUUCAUGGUUGAAAAUGGUGGCCUUGACACAGAGACAGAUUAUCCAUACCUAGGACGGGGGAGCACAUGCAAUCAAGUAAAAAAAAAUACCAAGGUAGUGAGCAUCAAUGGUUAUAAGUAUGUUCAACGAAAUAAUGAAAGUGCAUUAAUGGAAGCUGUGGCUAAUCAACCUGUCAGCGUUGGUAUUGAGGCAUAUGGAAUAGAUUUUCAACUCUACGAAUCGGGUGUGUUCAACGGUAGAUGUGGGACAUGGUUAGAUCAUAGUGUGGUGGUUGUUGGAUAUGGUUCUGAAAAUGGUUUAGAUUAUUGGUUGGUGAGGAACUCGUGGGGGACUAAAUGGGGUGAAGCUGGUUACUUCAAGAUGGAGCGUAAUGUGAAAGACCCUGUUGGAAUGUGUGGAAUCGCAAUGGAUGCUACAUACCCAACUAAGCUUCGUAAAAAUUCUGAAGUUACUAAUUCUGGUUAUGAAAAAACUCAAAUGCUUGUACCAGUGCUUGAAACACCAUCAUACCUUGCUUAGUAUGCCUAUUGGAUUAUAAUAUAUGUCUAUAUUUGAUUACUUUCGUAAUAAUCAGUUUUCAAUUCCAAUGUUUAAUCCAUAUGUAUUGAACUCAGAGUGCUAGUUGUACUUUGGAUUUAAAUACAAGUAAUUGAAUUUUCUUCUA